CCCGCCGCUCCCGGCGCUGCGAGCGCGGGCCUGGGGACUCGGGAUCCCGCCGCCGGGGCCGCAGCAUGGGGCGCUUCCGCGGGGGCCUGCGGUGCGUCAAGUACCUGCUGCUCGGCUUCAACCUGCUCUUCUGGCUGGCAGGGUCAGCCGUCAUUGCUUUUGGACUAUGGUUUCGGUUUGGAGGCACCAUGAAGGAUUUCUCUUCAGAGGACAAGUCCCCAGAGUAUUUCUACAUAGGGCUCUAUGUGCUGGUUGGAGCAGGGGCCCUGAUGAUGGCCGUGGGCUUCUUCGGGUGCUGCGGAGCCACGCGGGAAUCGCAGUGUGUGCUCGGAUCUUUUUUCACUUGCCUACUGGUGAUAUUUGCUGCUGAAGUAACCACUGGAGUAUUUGCUUUUAUAGGCAAGGAUGUAGCUAUACGACACGUUCAGACCAUGUAUGAAGAGGCCUAUAAUGAUUACCUUAAAGACAGGGAAAAGGGAAAUGGGACUCUCAUUACCUUCCACUCAGCAUUUCAGUGCUGUGGAAAAGAGAGCCCUGAGCAGGUCCAGCCCACAUGCCCAAAGGAGCUUCCAGGGCACAAGAAUUGCAUUAAUGAAAUUGAGACCCUAAUCAGUGUUAAGCUCCGGCUCAUCGGAAUUGUUGGUGUUGGAAUUGCAGGUUUCACGAUCCUUGGCAUGAUCUUUAGCAUGGUCCUUUGCUGUGCAAUACGAAACUCACAAGAUGUGAUAUGAAGCUACUUCUACAUGAAAAUUACAAUCUAGAGCUUUCAUACAAAUGUCACAGGAGCUGUCUCCUGGCUCAUUUUUAAUAUUCAAAGGACAAUAGGAUCUAAAAUAAUUUGCUGUCCGUUGUACAUUUGCACAUGUAUGUAUGUUUGGCUCAUUACUGGUUUACCCCUUGAGUGAAUGCCUGUGUGUGUUGACUAAGCAUAUUCAUGUGUGAUCUGCCUGUUUCUGGUAUGUGCAUUAUUCAUAAUGAAAUCUGUUUGCUGGGAAUUCCUGAUUCUUGUAAUGUGAGAGGAACAACCUAUUUAACUCAGAAAAAGAUCAAAAAGCUUUGAUAAACUUUAAAAAUUUGGCUAUUCAAAAAAGUGAUAACGGGUCAUUUUCUCAGACUCUAGCCAUGGAAAGUUAGAUACAGAGAAUUCGGGGAUUUCUAGUUAACAGAAGCAAUAAGCUACAGGAAUUGAGAGAUCAUGGUGCAGUGUUAAAAUUGAUUGCGUCUGAGCUGGGUGAAAAGGUUUCCUGGGAUUUUUUAUAUACAUACUCUCCCCAGAAUAUAGUAAACCGCAGUUUUAGAACUAAACACAUCUGUAAAACUAAAUAUAGCAGGGAAAAUCUAAUUUGAAUGUCAUACUUUCCUAGUAUUUAAAAACAAGAAACUUCCCUCUGGAAAGAGUGGUCACACAGACAAUCAUGUGCCCUACAAAAGAGAAUGUUUAUAGGAUUAAAAAAUAAAAGUCUUUUAAUAAGUUUUUAAGGAAAUAUUUUUGUUCUUGUAUAAAGACAUUUAAAUAUU
Molecule: messenger RNA, 1518 nt
Organism: Diceros bicornis minor
Lineage: Eukaryota; Metazoa; Chordata; Mammalia; Perissodactyla; Rhinocerotidae
Gene: TSPAN2
Product: tetraspanin 2
Exons: 8
Coding region: 66-731 (221 amino acids)
Cellular component (GO): membrane
Source: RefSeq, a predicted model, not a curated record